AUGGAAGACGCUGAGCCCGACCUCGACGAUGAGCGCGCCAUCGAGCUCUCCUCCAUCGCCGCCAUAUUUCCUGAGCUCAUCUACUCGACAUCCAAUCCAUACAGUGCGACUCUCGAUGUAGCUGUCGUGCCGAUCAGACCGCUCAAGGUUCGAUUUUCUGAGCCUCUCGCUGAAUCGUCGCUCAUUACGCCUCCGACUAGCGUUAGUAUAGAGACGAGUUCGUCCGAUCAGGGCAAGCAGGGUGGCGAGGUAGCUACAGGCUCAAGAGACAAGAACGGGCGGAACGACGGCGUGAACGCGAACGAGCACACAAUCGAACACCUCCCGCCGUUACGACUGCAGGUGACGUUGCCUGAGGGAUAUCCUUCUGAGAAGCCGCCAGGAGUCUCGCUCUUGGUAUCACCGCAAUGGCUGUCGCAGGAGAAGCUGUCAGAGCUAGAAGCGGGUUGCGCGAAAUUGUGGGAAGAGUUGGGUCGAGAUCAGACAGUCUACACAUUCAUCGACAAUCUGCAGCAGGGGGCUGAAUCUGCGUUCGGGCUGUCACAGGACGGCAAAGCGGUCUCGUUUUCCGCGGAUCUACAGCUGUCCCUGCUGGACUUCAACCUCAAGACCAAGCGAGAAAAGUUUGAUAAGGAAAGCUUUGAUUGUGGCAUAUGCCUCGAGCCCAAGAAAGGCAAGGACUGCCAUCGGUUGCUGAUGUGCGGGCACGUCUUCUGCGUGGCUUGCCUGCAGGACUUCUACAACAACUGCAUCACAGAAGGUGACAUCGACCAGAUAAAGUGCAUGGAUCCGUCUUGCGGGAAAGAGUCCGGCACGUCUAAGAAGCGGAAGCAGCAUACUCUCAACCCUUCUGAGCUUCUAUCUAUACCCAUCGAGCACGAAAUGGUCCAGCGCUACGUUCGACUGAAGCGCAAGAAACGCCUCGAGUCGGACAAGGAUGUCAUCUACUGCCCUCGUCAGUGGUGUCAAGGGCCCUCCCGAAGCAAGAAGCACCCAAAACCGAUCAAUCCACUCGAGGAUUUCGUCUCUGACUCCGAGUCUGACGCUGAGACGAAGCCCUCCGAACCACCACCCAAAAAGGCCAGCACCAAGAAAGUCGACCCAAACACAAUCCCAAUGUCCGAGCGCCUCAGCGUAUGCGAAGACUGCGACUUUGCCUUCUGCCUCGUCUGCAAAAAGUCCUGGCACGGCGAGUUCGGUGCCUGCAACCCCCGCCAAAAGAAAGAACUCGAAGAAGAGGAAAAGGCUAGUCUGGCCUACCUCCGUCACUACUCGACCCCGUGUCCGACCUGCGAGGCUCCCGCGCAGAAGUCGCAUGGUUGUAAUCAUAUGAUCUGCUUCAAGUGCAAUACGCAUUUCUGCUAUUUGUGUUCAGCGUGGCUAAGUCCGGAUAAUCCGUAUCAGCAUUUCAAUACGCAUGGGAGUAAUUGCUAUAUGCGGUUGUGGGAAUUGGAGCAGGGGGAUGGAGAAGGGGUUGUGCAGAGGGGGUUUCAGGAUUGGGGGUUGUUGCUUCAUGAUGAGGAGGUUGAGGUGGGUGCUGAUGAGGGUGUUGCUGAGGUCGCGCAGGAAGAUGGGGCUGAGGUGAACGGUCCGGAUGAUGCUCCGGAUAAUCCGCAGCUCCCACCAGCUGCUGUACAGCCCAUCAAUCUGCCGCCGCAGCCACCAGCCCCUCGAGAGCGGGCUAUCGAGUUUGUCAACUUCGCGGCACAAGGUGGUGCGCAGCAGGGUGUUGGACGACGGAUCGUUCUACCGAAUCAGCUGCCGGACAACAACGUCCCGGAGGUCGUCGCCGACGACAACGCGGUCUGCCCCGUGGACCAGCGCCUGACCAAGGCGCGAUGCGGCUUGCAGGACUCCAGCGGGAGCUCGCUGAGCUUCAGGCUGGGAACUUCGCGCGGCUCAUGGCUGCUCGACAAGAGCGUGAUGAAGCGCGCGCCAGCAGAACUUCCAGUCCGACAGCCACAGCGACAGCGACAGCCGCACCGGCAACGUAACGUGCGUCCAGCUGCGCCUGCUGCGCCUCCUGCGGUUCCUGUUGCUGGUGCCCGAGGUGGUGCAGAGCGGCGCAAUCCCGCCGCGCUCCAGCGGUUCCUCCAGCUCGCUCAGCGGGACGCGGAGGAGGAGUGGGAUAGUGAUGAGCUGGAGGAGUUCUUGAGCGAUGGUGACGAUGAUAGUAGUGGUGAUGAGGAGCUACAUGAGUUAGCGAGGGGGCGGUGGGGUGUGGGCAAUGUGAAUGGAGGAGCCGGUCCUCGAGUGGGGAGGGGUGGCAGAGGUGUAAGGGGACGGGCGUAG
Messenger RNA from Cyphellophora attinorum, 2292 nucleotides. RefSeq names its product E3 ubiquitin-protein ligase itt1. Gene Ontology annotation, molecular function: zinc ion binding; ubiquitin protein ligase activity; ubiquitin conjugating enzyme binding. The coding region runs from base 1 to 2292 and encodes 763 amino acids. Gene Ontology annotation, cellular component: cytoplasm; ubiquitin ligase complex. The record is from RefSeq and is a predicted model, not a curated record. The transcript is spliced from 3 exons. Gene Ontology annotation, biological process: ubiquitin-dependent protein catabolic process; positive regulation of proteasomal ubiquitin-dependent protein catabolic process; protein polyubiquitination. Lineage: Eukaryota; Fungi; Ascomycota; Eurotiomycetes; Chaetothyriales; Cyphellophoraceae.